Messenger RNA from Orcinus orca (killer whale), 526 nucleotides. RefSeq names its product protamine 3 (gene PRM3). The transcript has a single exon. Gene Ontology annotation, cellular component: cytoplasm. The coding region runs from base 55 to 315 and encodes 86 amino acids. NCBI's taxonomy places the organism in Eukaryota, Metazoa, Chordata, Mammalia, Artiodactyla, Delphinidae. Gene Ontology annotation, biological process: flagellated sperm motility. The record is from RefSeq and is a predicted model, not a curated record.
CAUACCCCACCAGUGGCCUUUCCUCCCAGUCCAGAGAGGCAGCCAAAGUGGGCGAUGGGUUCCCACUGUGCCAAGCUCGGCACGGGCCACAGCUGGGGCCACGAAUCCUCCAUGAAGAAGUUCGUGGCCUGCGUGAGUCAGGAUAACUUCUCCUUGUCGUCGGCGGGUGAGGAGGAGGGAGAGGCAGAGGGAGAGGCGGAGGAGCUCCCGGUGCAGGGCAAGCUGCUGCUGCUGGAGCCUGAGUGGCAGGAGGAAGGUGCCAAAGAUGACUCUGUGGACCAGAAGAACCUCAAGCCCAAGCAGACGCAGUCCUGACCCAUGACGUGGCCCGGGCAGAGGUGCCGGUCGCUGUUCCAGAGAGAAGAACUUUCAGAAGAGAGUAAAUAAAGAGUCUCCAAGGAAUCCUCCUCCCGCUGCUCUCCCCCCGCCGCCCCACCCCGACCCCGUGCCCGUGGCACCGCGCGCGCAUGUGUGCGUGUGUGCAGGGAGGUUGAAGAGCAGGAGUCACUGAGCCCCGUCCCUGAAC